AUGAUGGGCUCUGCUGCCAAGUGUUUCAGAGUACUGAGAAUCCGCCGGGGUUUCCCUUUACUUAGACCUCCUCCACCACCACCGGCUCCGCCACGUGGGUUCCGACUGUUUUCUGAGAGCAUCAAGCCUGAAAGAAGUUCCGCGGCCAGCUCAGUAACCCAACAAAUGAUAGAUUAUGCGUUUUCUCUAUCCCGUUCCCAAAAAUCGGAUGAAUCUUUUUCUCAGAGUAUGCUGGUGUUGGAGCAGUGCCGCUCCAACCAAUCAGAUGAAGAUUCAAAAGGAAUGGUUUUGUUAGCAAUGGCAACCAUUUUAUACGAGAGAGGAGACUUUACAGGAGCCAUUGAGAAGCUUCAGAGCAUUGAAGAUUUGGGCUCUUCUUCCUCGUCUCUUGCUAUUAGAGUUGCUGCUGUUGAGGCAUUGGUUGGAAUGCACUUGGAAAUGGAUCAGGCAAUGAAGUCUACAAAAGUUGAUACUUCUUCAGUUCUGACAAAUACAUGUUACAACCUGUUAGACACAAUCAAACCAGAUAUUGAUGGUGCGAGUGGAUUUGAUUAUCUAGAAGCUCGGGCAAAGGCUUUGAAAGGACUUUUCGAACUUCUGAUGGGUAGUAUUGAAACAGCGGAGUCCUUUUUGUCUGUGCCCCAGAAAGGUGAAACUUGCACCGGCAAUGUUGCUCUCUCUUAUGGUGAAUAUGUUCACGGCAUGCGGAAGUUUCCACUUGCGCAGGAAUUAUAUCAGAAUGUAAUUCAGCAGUUGUCUGCGGAAAAUUCCAAUAACCCACAUGAGUUUGGAGCUUGUAACAUGGCCAAAGAUGAGGUUUUGUUAGCAGCUACCUGUGCAUUAGGACAGCUUGAGGCUCAUCUGGGGAAUCUUGGCGACUCCGAGGAGAUUCUAACAAGAGCACUGAAGAGAGCUGAAGAACACUUUGGGUCCAAUCAUCCCAAGGUUGGUGUUAUUUUAACUUGCAUAGCUCUCAUGUACCGGCUGAAAGCCACAGCAGAGGGCUCAAGUUCUCUUCUAGUUCAAGAGGGACUUUAUCGGAAGGCAAUUGAAUUGCUGAAAGCGCCACCACUAGAAACCGAAGGUGCUGAAGUAACGGUUUAUAGAAGGGAGAUAGUGGCUCUUGCCAGAGGUGGUUAUGCAGAAAUACUUUGCCUACAACAGAAUAGAAAAGCUGAAGGAGAGAGAAUGCGACGAUGGGCAGAAGCUACAUGGAAGAAUCGCCGGCUUUCCCUUGCAGAGGCACUGGAUAUAUCUGAGGAUUCUACUAAAGUGCCUAUAAUAGAGACUAGAAUAUGCAGGUGCCUCUGA
Oldenlandia corymbosa var. corymbosa is the source of this 1311-nucleotide messenger RNA. The record is from the annotation of a GenBank genome assembly. Lineage: Eukaryota; Viridiplantae; Streptophyta; Magnoliopsida; Gentianales; Rubiaceae.